CGAUGUUGCCGCCGCCGUCGCUCGUUCGCUAUGAGGAGCCCACGAUGGCAGAAACGCCUCUUGAGGGGAAGAAGCCCAAUGCACAGAACUCUACGACUGAAGAUAUCUUGAACUCUAUUCUCCCCCCAAGGGAGUGGAAUGACGAUGGGAAGCAUUACAUUCAGUACGUGUCUAGCACGCCGGCAACUCGUUUGGAUGUCAUAAACUUGCAGGAGGAGUUGGACAAGAGAUUGCAGCAGCGCCAAGCGCGCGAAACAGGAAUCUGCCCAGUCCGCGAAGAACUCUAUAGUCAAACCUUCGAUGAACUUAUCAGACAGGUCACCAUUAAUUGUGCCGAGCGCGGUUUGCUGCUAUUACGCGUGCGAGACGAGAUUCGCAUGACGAUCGCGGCCUAUCAGACCCUUUAUGAGAGCAGCGUUGCAUUUGGAAUGAGAAAGGCGCUACAAGCUGAACAAGGCAAGUCGGACCUGGAGAACAGGAUAGUGCAGCUGGAGAGCGAGAAGAAGGAUUUAGAGAGACAAAUCCAGGAUCUGAAGGCGAAAUGUGAGGCGAUAGAGAAGAGAGAGAGCGAGAGGCGACAGCUCGACGAGAAGAAGCAUGCUGAAGAGGUCCAAUUCUUGCGGAGAUCCAAUCAGCAACUCAAACAACAGCUGGAGAGCAUAUUGACCUCAAGCGCAGCCAACGCCAAGAAGUAGAUUGGUCGUGUGACUGCUCCUUAAUAUGCCUCUGGUUUAUAAUUCUGGAUCGCAACGCUGAUAGUCCUUGCACACUGUAAAGAAGCAGAUCUUGGCCUGUUAAAUUUUUUAAUGCAUUAUUCAAGCGAGAGAUUGUUCGUAAAAAUAGUAAGCUAC
Molecule: messenger RNA, 851 nt
Organism: Guillardia theta CCMP2712
Lineage: Eukaryota; Cryptophyceae; Pyrenomonadales; Geminigeraceae
Exons: 7
Cellular component (GO): axoneme
Molecular function (GO): dynein heavy chain binding
Source: RefSeq, a predicted model, not a curated record